GGGAGGAGAGACAAAAGGAGGGAGGGACCGGGCCGAGGGUCAGCAACUGACCCUCCACCCAACCGCAAGGGCCGCAGCUGGGAACCUAGAGGGCCAUUAAGGCACCCCCAGCCCCGACAUCUCUCCAGACUCCCUUCAAGCCCUACCCAGGAUUGCUGUGGUUUUCCGCUGGCGCCUCUGGCCUCCACAGCCACGCCCCUCCCCCCCAACACGCUGCACUAAUGGCUCAGCCUGGGGCCCCAGGGACCUUCCCUGCCCCCCCCCAGACUGCUCUGCGGGCCCCCUUGCCCCCUCACUGCUGAAACCCAAUCCUCUGCGGCAGCCCUGGCUCUGCAGAGCAGCCUCCAGCAGAGCGGCCCCUGCCUCCCAAGUCGGCUGCGCCCUACCUGGCCUCUCCUGCCGAGCCCCCGGCCCUGCGCUGAGCCUAGUGGAGCCCCGGCUGGUUCCUUCGAGACAGCCGAGCCGAACCUGCCUGACCAGUGCCUUCCCGCUUCUUGGUUUGGGCCCCUCUCCCCACUCUCUCCUCCCCUCUCCUUCCCUGCAGUGACCCCUGCCCGGCCCCCCAAAUCCUCAGUCCCUCCCAGUCCUCGGACUGACCCUCUUUCCUCUCUCCAAGUCCCUGCAGCCUGAUCGCCAAUCCCCAGCCCUCUCAGUGUCCCCCACCCUGGACCUCAGCCAUGAAGCCCCAUCCUGGGCCAGAGGAGGCCCGGCGGCUAGCUUCGGACAUCCGCGUGUUCGCCAGCAGCUGCACGAUGCAUGGGCUGGGCCACGUCUUCGGCCCUGGGGGCCUGACGCCUCGCCGAGGGCUCUGGGCCGCAGCCGUGCUCCUGUCGCUGGCCGCCUUCCUCUACCAGGUGGCUGAGAGGGUGCGCUACUAUGGGGAGUUCCACCAUGAGACAGCCCUGGACGAGCGCGAAAGCCACCGGCUCACCUUCCCCGCCAUCACCCUGUGCAACAUCAACCCACUGCGCCGCUCGCGCCUCACGCCCAACGACCUGCACUGGGCCGGGCCCGCGCUGCUGGGCGUGGAGCCCGCUGAGCAUGCCGCCUUCCUGCGCGCCCUGGGCCGGCCCCCCGCGCCCCCCGGCUUCAUGCCCAGUCCCACCUUCGACAUGGCUCGACUGUACGCCAGGGCCGGACACGCCCUGGAGGAAAUGCUGCUGGAUUGCCGCUACAGAGGCUGGCCGUGCGGUCCCGAGAACUUCACCGUGAUCUUCACCCGGAUGGGUCAGUGCUACACCUUUAAUUCUGGCGCGGAUGGGGCAGAACUGCUCACCACUCCCAAGGGCGGCAUGGGCAACGGGCUGGAAAUCAUGCUGGAUGUGCAGCAGGAUGAGUAUCUGCCCGUGUGGAGGGACAUGGAGGAGACCCCAUUCGAGGUGGGGGUCCGAGUGCAGAUCCACAGCCAGGAGGAGCCGCCCACCAUCGACCAGCUGGGCUUCGGGGCAGCCCCCGGCUACCAGACCUUCGUGUCCUGCCAGCAACAGCGACUGAGCUUCCUGCCACCACCCUGGGGUGACUGCAGCUCCGCACCUCUGGACCCCGACUUUGAGCCGGAACCUUCUGGUCCCCUAGGUCCUCCCAGCCCCAGCCCAGGCCCCCAAGCCCCCUAUAGUCUGAUGGGGUGUCGCCUGGCCUGUGAGGCCCGCUAUGUGGCUCGAAAGUGUGGCUGCCGAAUGAUGCAUAUGCCAGGCGGGGCGCCAGUGUGCAGCCCCCAGCAAUACAAGGACUGCGCGGACCCGGCGCUGGACGCCAUGCUGCGGAAGGACGCGUGCACCUGCCCCAACCCCUGCGCCAGCACGCGCUACGCCAAGGAGCUCUCCAUGGUGCGGAUCCCGAGCCGCGCCGCCGCCCGCUACCUGGCCCGGAAACACAACCGCAGCGAGGCCUACAUCGUAGAGAACGUGCUCGUGCUGGACAUCUUCUUUGAGGCCCUCAACUAUGAGACCGUGGAGCAGAAAAAGGCCUAUGAAGUGUCAGAACUGCUCGGCGACAUUGGGGGCCAGAUGGGGCUGUUCAUCGGGGCCAGCCUGCUCACCAUCCUUGAGAUCCUGGACUACCUCUGUGAGGUGUUCCAAGACAGGGUCCUGGGAUACUUCUGGAACCGGAAGCACUCCCAAAGGCACUCUAGCACCAAUCUGCUUCAGGAAGGGCUGGGCAGCCAUGGAACCCAAGUUCCCCACCUCAGCCUGGGCGCCAGCGCAGUGGUCUGGGUCUCACCAGGCCCCCCACCCCUCCCUGUGCCGUCACCAAGACUCUGUCUGCCUCCCACCGCACCUGCUACCUCGUCACACGGCUCUAGACCUGGCAUCUGUGUCUUCCGGGCUGCACCUUGACAUCUUGGACGGGCCCAGCCUGCACAUGUCUCUGCCCUCUUCACCCCAAAUAAAGUUCUAGUGCAUCAGCCUCA
Molecule: messenger RNA, 2410 nt
Organism: Herpailurus yagouaroundi (jaguarundi)
Lineage: Eukaryota; Metazoa; Chordata; Mammalia; Carnivora; Felidae
Gene: ASIC3
Product: acid sensing ion channel subunit 3
Exons: 11
Coding region: 678-2336 (552 amino acids)
Biological process (GO): sodium ion transmembrane transport
Cellular component (GO): plasma membrane
Molecular function (GO): ligand-gated sodium channel activity; pH-gated monoatomic ion channel activity
Source: RefSeq, a predicted model, not a curated record